AUGGCUCCCCGUUCUCAGAUUGAGAUUGUUACCUCUUCGGUCAUCCGCUUGGUGAAGGAGGAGGCUUCCUACCACCGUGAGCUGGAACAGCAGACUGAGCGUAUCAAGAAGCUCGAGUCUAACCAGGACGGUGAUGACGAGAACAAGGAGUUCCUCGCCAAACAGGAGCACUUGGCUUUGGAGGAGACCAAAAAGGUCCUCCCCUCUCUCAAGAAGAAGAUUGUGGAGUCCGUGAAAGAGUUGCAGGCCUUGAUUACCGAAGAGGGCAAGAAGGGUGCUGAGAGCAACGUGGCACACAUCACUGCUGCCAAAGACGCUAUUGCUAAGGCUCUGACUGCUGAGCGCGAGAUUUCUUAG
Molecule: messenger RNA, 357 nt
Organism: Penicillium odoratum
Lineage: Eukaryota; Fungi; Ascomycota; Eurotiomycetes; Eurotiales; Aspergillaceae
Product: putative tubulin-specific chaperone Rbl2
Exons: 3
Coding region: 1-357 (118 amino acids)
Biological process (GO): post-chaperonin tubulin folding pathway; tubulin complex assembly
Cellular component (GO): microtubule cytoskeleton; cytosol
Molecular function (GO): beta-tubulin binding
Source: RefSeq, a predicted model, not a curated record